Molecule: messenger RNA, 2312 nt
Organism: Helianthus annuus (common sunflower)
Lineage: Eukaryota; Viridiplantae; Streptophyta; Magnoliopsida; Asterales; Asteraceae
Exons: 3
Coding region: 709-2298 (529 amino acids)
Source: RefSeq, a predicted model, not a curated record
ACACUGACCUUAACAACUCUGGAAACUUCAACGAUCAAUGACCCGAACGUGUGGCUGCAAAACAGAAACACCGUUAGGACUCGUUACAGGAAUGGGGUUAUUCCUGUAACCACCCUCCGGCGUGAGAAUAAGUAUUCGUUCUUUUGGAGAAGUAUAUGAAGGGAAAAGUGUAUGGGAAUUAGAUGAUCGUACCUUACGUAUUUGUCUUUAUUUAUAGGUUCUCAAUUAGGGUUUCCCUUAUUUUAGGAUGUGCUCCGAUAAGGUGGAGAUUUACAUGAUCUUCCCGAAAAGUGGGAGAUUUAGUUAUGCACCUUCCUUAUAGAUAUGGAAGGUUCUAGAAUAAUUCUGGGUAUUUAUGUAAAUAUAAAAGGUUGUAACCGGGUCGGGUGAGCGACGCGGGUCACACCUCGUCAUGUCCCCCCAGUCCGAGCUCAUGGAGGGAGUCCAUUAGGUCGGACUAAGAGAAAAAGAAAAAGGGGAAACUCGUAAUGAUUUGUGUGACGACCUUUGGAAAUGACGGCGAAAAUAGCGGAUGUGACAGUUGGGUCAUCUCGUCAAUGACAGCUGUCUUUUCCCGUGAUUGACACGUGCGUCGAUUCGUACACAUUUUUGAAUUUGAAAAGUUUUCGUAUCUUAUAAAAGACGAUGCCUUAAACGGAUGUUCAAGAAAUCACCCCCAAAUUACUCUAUCACCAUCUUCUCUAUUCAAUGGCUUCAAAAACGACCGAAUCCUCUUCCGCCGCUUCCAUGGACGUACUACUGUGCAAAUGGGGCGUGAUGUCUUUCAACAAUUUGGUCCAUGAUUAUGGCAUUAGGGCUGAAUGGAAUCCUGUGUUGCCGUCAAAAACCGACACCGCCUUUCCCCUGAAAGCAGGUAAAAUCACUUUGUUUAGUGAUUUUUUCAAGUUUUGCAACUUCCGGUUACCCAUCACCAAAUUUUUGAAAUUGGUGCUUGAUUUCUACCGCAUCCACAUUUCUCAAAUACAUCCUCUUGGCCUUGUGAAACUUCGACAAUUUGAGUAUGCCUGCGUAGCUCUUGGUCACAUCCCAGAACUGAUCGUCUUUAGGGCUUUCUUCGUACUUGUGUGGAAAUCCCCUUUCUUUACCUUUGAUCGGCGGGAUACCGAAGUAUCAUGUCUGAGGGAGAUCCCUACAAGUUCUAGAGACAAGGAUUGGAAGAAAAAAUUCUUCUACCUGGAUGCCAGUGCUAUUCCCGGGGAAAUGCAUUGGCAAGAUAAAGGACCGAAGGAUAAAGUGAAGGAUGAUGCUCCCCCUGCAGAUUCGUACGCGUCAAAUGCGCUGUAUGUAAAACUGUGUGGCCGCCCCUUUGAGUGCACUAUUAUUCCAGAAGGGGCGCUAGUGAUGGCCGGUAUGAGCCUGUUAUGGCCGGAUAUAAGGCGUUAUCCCUCAUUCCAACGGGAAGAUGGAGGGGAGUGGGGGAUGUUUGACUUUGUUGAUCCACCACGUCACCUGGCGUUGAAACCCAACGACCGGAGACUUGAUGAAGGGGAACCAGAUGUGUUGAAAGUGCAUCUGGAACAAUUUCUUCUACCGGCGAUGCCAACGGAUCCCUUGGAGUAUAUCGCUCCCUUGUCGGGUAUGGCGGCCGCUACUUCAGCAUCAUCAGAGAAGAAACCUAUUCGGCUAAAGCUGUCUGGGAGAAAACCUGCAGCAACCACUGUCAGCGUGCCCGUGAUGGAAGAGACGCCCAACGCGAGUCGUGAAGUUUCCUUAGCUUCCGACCUGACCAGUCCCGGCCGUGCUUCGAAAAAGAGGAAAAUCUUUGUGGCACCUACGCUGAGCGCGUUUCAGGCGGUGCAAGCCGCAUGUGCAAUUUCACCAGGUACCUUUGCGGGAAUAUCAUCCGGGGGUGUGCCAUCCACUGUUGUUUCGACUAUGGCGGCGUCUUGUACUGGUAGUACCAGCAUGCCUACGAGUCCACAAGUUUCAGCGUCAUUCGCUCCCGCUGUGAGCUGCAUCAUGCCCAUUCCUAGUUCUACGGUAUCCAUAGCCGUAACUUCCGAGCCGCUGCCCUCGCUUCGAUCAGGUGGUUUUGACACAACCCUUCCUGAAUCGCCCAAGGACAUGUUUGCUGGUUUUGACACCAAUGCUGCUGCCGCGUCGACCGCGCAUGAGGCAACUAGCGUGGGUGGAGGCGAUAAUCGUGCGUCGAGCAGCGGCAUUGCUGACGAUGGUGCCCGCUUGAUUGAUGAUUUGUUUAUACCUACCGUUUGUUGGGAUCCUCAUGCCCAGGAUAAACGUUACCAGCCUCAAUGGAAGAUUGCUGAAUCUUCCUGACUUAUCUUUCCUCC